GGCGCUGUCCGGCAGCCGGGUGGUGCUGCAAGUGGGCAGAGAGAGAGAAAGCGGGCAAGCAAUCAAUGCACAGACCCGGAGUCGCAGUGGCACCACAACUACGGGGGUCCACUCCAAGAGGUUGCCUUCAGCCACAUCAGAGGCUCGCUGUAUUCCGUUAAGGAAACUAAACCAUAGACUUGCUGUAUGCAAUCAUAGGAAAUAUAUCAGGGGUUGGCUGCACAACAAUUAAACUAGAGACGGGGUCAACCACUAUAUACCAAUCGUUAGAUGCAUUUAACCAUGAGAAAUGCAAUCUGAAACAGCAUGAAUUUACCACAGAUGAUACACCAGCACUGGUUGGACCUCAGAAAUUACUAGCUGGGACCCAGCAGUUUCAAUCCCGCCAAUUAUACCGGGGGGGGGGGGGGGGGUUGUGGAGGAAAUAUUUAGAAUUGGCUGCUUCAGACACAAAAAAGUACGACUGGGGUAGACUCUGGUUGGAUCAAAUGGAUCUGUAGCAGAAUUGAUUUCGAAGUACAACCGUAAUCCGCCUGUAUCCUGCCAGACGUAUAAUUAUACUAGGAACUGGGUUCCUUCUACAUUCAGACGGUUUAUAACACGGCAGCAGACCGGAGACUUGGGUCCUUCACAAGGUGCUUUCCUGCUGCCAUUCCAAGAAAUGAGGUUGGAAGCAGAAAUAUUUCCCAUGGACUUUGGAUGGAUCAACGGAGACCAAACUUGAAUGGAACCUAUGUGUGCCGAUUUGUGAGACGCCUCUCAUUAAUCACAGCCAUUUAUCCUUCUUCAUAUACCCUUGAAAAGAAAAUGAUGAAGUUGUCUCCCAGAUGAUUAAUGCCAGGAUCAUCUGAGAUGUUCAUUGACACAGUGAUGGCUCGGGCAUGAUGUAGGAGCUCAUAGAUUGCAGCCAUCAUUCUGUUGCCAUGGUUUUGUACACGUCUGCUUUUCCAAAUUCCUUCCUACAGACCCUUCACUCCCUGGCCUGGGGGCUCAUAUUCCCUUGCUACUGGUUUGCCGACCGGUUGUUGGUGUCCUUCCUGCCUACCACCUAUGAGAAACAUCAAAGGGGAGAUGAUCCAUGCUACCUGAGGGCACUCUGUCUCACCAUUGUCAUUCCUGUCUGCCUGGCUUUGCUGCUCACCUCCCUCCCAUUCGCACUGGUGGGUUUUGUGAUCUGGGCCCCUCUCCAGUCUGCCCGCAGACCCUAUGUUUACUCAAAGUUUGAGGAUGGCUCUGAGGCCGGUGGGGCAACAGGGCCGGGCAACUGGAAGGCAUUGGGUGGCAAGAGCUUCUGCUUCGCCACAGCCAAUGUCUGCCUCCUGCCUGAUUCUUUGGCCCGCUUCAACAACCUCUCCAACACCCAGCUGAGGUCCUGCGAGGUGGGCAGGAGAAUCCGGAACGGUGCCAGCCGGCCCCAGAUUAAGAUUUACAUCGACUCCCCGACCAACACAUCCAUUAGUGCUGCAAGCUGGAGCAGCCUGGUCUGCCCGCACCCCAGUGAGAACAACCGGGCAAACAGCACGGGGAUCAAGAGGACUUCCUCCAUGGAUUACAAAGGGGACAACUUCAUUGGAAACUGCAGCGAGGACAGCAAGGACUCCAAGCUGGGCUGGGAGCAGAGCGAUGGGGACAGCAACUCCUGCAUUGUCCGCAUCUGCAGUGAGGAGGCAACGUCUUCGGCUGGCAAGGAGGCAGACGCCUGCAGUGUGCAGGUCACCAUAACCCAGCCCAUGGAGCCGGGAGAAGUUGAGACUGAGGACCAAAACGACCAGACCCUAAACCACAGGCAGAAGGAAGGAGACAGGAGCAGCCUGGAUAGCAACAAUACGUCCAGAGAAUCCCUGAUCAAGUUCAGGAUCAUUGAUGGGAUGACAGACAGUGGCACCACCUCCAAUAACAAGUUUGUCCACAAGGCCUCGGUCAUGAAGAAGUCAUCCGUGAAGAAAAAGAGACACCAUGGUGAGAACUUUGACCAUGAGCUGUCGGCCUUCUUUCCCGCCAACCUGGACUUCCUCUGCCUGCAGGAGGUCUUCGACAAGCGAUCGGCGGAGAGAUUGAAAGCGCAGCUGAACCCCUACUUCCAGUACGUGCUGUACGAUGUGGGGACCUACGCUUGGCAACGCUGCUGCAGCUUCAAGUUUUUAAACAGCGGCCUCUUUUUUGCCAGCCGCUACCCAAUUUUAGACGUUGAAUUUCAGUGCUAUCCCAAUGGGAAAGGAAGCGACUCGCUGGCAGCCAAGGGAGCCCUUUUUGUAAAGGUGCAUGUUGGAACCACACCUCAGGACCAAAGAAUUGUGGGUUAUGUUUCCUGCACUCAUUUGCAAGCUCUGUCAGGAGAUGCCUCCAUUCGCUGUGAACAGAUGGACCACCUGCUGAACUGGCUGGCCGAGUUCCGAAAAUCUACCUCUUCACCCAACACAGAGGAGCUGCUGGCAUUCGAUGUACUGUGUGGGGAUUUCAACUUUGAUAACUGCUCCGCGGAGGACAAGCUAGAACAGCAACAUUCUCUCUUCACCCAGUACAAGGAUCCCUGCCGCCUGAGCCCUGGAGAGGAGCAGCCCUGGGUCAUUGGUACGUUGAUGGACCCAGAAGGACUCUAUGAUGAAGAUACUGUCACACCAGAUAAUCUGCAGAAGGUGCUGGAGAGUGAAGAAGGUCGUAGGGAGUAUCUGGUCUUCUCCCACUGCAAGAACCAGCCAGCUUCUCAGAAGGGGAGGAAGGUGCCAAUGAAGGGCUGUGGACGGAGGAUCGACUACGCUCUGUACUCUGAGGAAGGCCUGAACCCUGACUGGAAAAUGGAGGUGGAGGAGUUCAGCUUCGUCACCCAGUUGGCCGGCCUGACUGAUCACCUGGCAGUGGCCAUGCGUCUCUCAGUGUCGAUCAGAGAAGAGGACCCUUGACUUCCAGGGGGAGACGAAACCUUAGGGGAAGGUGAUGCCUGUGUGGGAAUGAGAGUGGCUCAUUUUCAGGUUCACAGAUAUGGAUGAGAUACAAGCUGACUAGGCCUGAGGCCUCCCGUUCGAUUUGAUUGUAGAAAUGAUUUAGAGGGUGGUGUUGAAGGCCACAAUCAACACUGGUUAUUUCCAUGCUCUACGACAGAAAGCAGAGGCCUUGUUGUGGACUUCCAGAAGAGUGGAAAGUGAAAACGACGUAGAUAUUUCGCACUGCCUUAGACUGGUGCCACUCUUGAGGUGUUCCCUCUCUAUUUUGAACUGCCCAGCACAACUUUAGAUUUUGACAAGUCCGUGAAUGUGUGUUUGAUGGGGUUUUUUGCAGAACCCUUUGUAUAACUUUUGAUGAAUCUGAUGAUUUUUUUGCUUUUUCAAUGAGCACGGCAGUGACAUCUUCGGCAUUAAUGUGUGUGUCCUGUACCCCUAAUGGUGUUAGUGCAUGUCCCAUAGCCAAAGAUGCACGUGUGUGUGUAGAGGAAAACCAACCGCAGCCAGGAAAACAUGGUUAGUUGCUGAGCUACAGGAAUGGACACAUCCUGCGGACUGUUGCUCUAACCACAUUCACCCGAGUCUUGUUGGCAAACUAAGUUUGGGUUCAGCAAAGGAAAACCUGAUGCGUCCUGUCAACUCCAACUACAUGUUGUGUUUUAGCGCAUUUAGUGGAAACCCCUUUUAAGGCCACUUGCCAACAGAAACUGAGAGACAACUUUGAUCCCACUGGUUUUGGUGCAGAAUAUUGCAACGUGAUUUGGUUCUGAUUCAAGAAUUGUAGCCUUUAUUUUGAAAACCAGAUGGCGGCCCUGUCUGGAAUAUUAACGUUUAUGGUGAACUUUUGCAACACUGUUGUUUGCAGACAUCUUUCAGUUUUGUUGUGGGGUCAUUGAACGAUGCUGAUCACUGGUCAUCAGCCGCAGGUAUUGCCCACCCAGUCCAACUUGUUCAUCAGUCAGCGAGCACUGCCAACCCUCACAGAGUGUUGCUUCUGAUGAUGAGCACUGCUGAGCCUGCCUGAGGGAUGGUUCUGGUUGUGAGCACCAUGAAUGACACAUGGACCAAGAGACAGAAAUUCAAAAUGAGGAUCCUGCCAUUUAAAACUGAAGUGCGUAGAAAGGGUGUUGAAUCUCUGGAAGUAUCUGCCCCCAAGGGUGGUAGAGGCUGCAUCAAUAGAAAUAUUUAAGGUGGAGGAAUUACGAGUUACAGGACACCAGCAGAGAAAAGUUGAAGUCAGCAGUGAUCAGCCUUGUUGAUAUUGAACGGCAGAGAACUUGAGUGGCCUGGCGGCCUACCCCUGCUCCCAUUUUCUUGUGCUGUUAUGACUUUGCUAGGAGACUAGUUAAGGCAAUCUUGCCAAGCAAACACAGUGUAGGAGAGAGGAAAAGCACUUCUAACCUUGUCUGGGAAGAAUUAGUUGAUGCAAGCAUGUCAGAGCACGAGUGCACACAUAUUCACUAACACUGCUUUUCGUGGAUUACCGUUUAGUUUUUUGCCUCAUUUUCCCUCGCAGCCCAUAGUUUACUUGGCCCCGGACAAUUUGUGUUCAAUUUCAAUGCUCCUGCAAUUAUCUUUCUCCUUUUCCUGUGAUCAGCUCACAAUUCCACCAUUCUCCUUCCAUUGACUCGAAAGUUGCCAUUAUCUGGUUUGUGGUUGGCCUUGUACUGAAUGUACAUCCAUAAAACUUUGCUAUUGAGCACUUUCUGUUUUUAUAUGUAACUAAAGGAAAUUUGAAAAAAAUUUGCAAAAUUGCAGUACAUAAGUCUGGUCCCAGCCCACAUGGGUGAGCAGAGGCAGACUGAGGCUCCCGAUCAUCGACAUGCCACGGCGCUGCGGAUCAACUAGCUACCAUGAAAUCCACCCUAAUCUGAGAGCAAAAGGUCAGGUAAAAUCUGUACCAGGUGAUCGGCAAUCGCCGUUUCACUGCUUUGACUCUACCCAUAACCUCAGGCAUUUUCCUUUGUUACUUAACAAUCACCAGAAUAUACUGAUGCUCUUCUGCACAAGUCCAUGGUUUGCCCUGAACCUUUCACCCAUCCCCUAUAAAUGGUACUUCAGCAGCUUGCUUGGAUGAUGGCCUACCAUUCUUCAUUGUGAGGUUAGACAAAGUAAGGACCUCUUGCAGAAGACCCACAAACUGCUAGCCAAGCCAGCCUUUCCCUUUCAGCUCUAGAUUAUGAAGAAUCCAAACAAGUUCACCAUUCCCCUCAUUUGAUCAGUCUCCUCAGAUCUCCAAUCACUGGGACUAUUCUAGAAGGUGUUACUUAUUGUCAGUCUACUUACGGAAGUUCCAAACCUCUAACUGCAAUUUGCAACCCAAUGCUAGCAACAGCUAGGAGCCGAAACCAGCUCCAUGAACUGGAACAUAUUCUGUUGUUAAGAACCGGAAAUUCACCAUCCAUAAGAAGCCCUGUGCCACACAGGGUCCAAUUACAUAGACGCUGGCUCAGUUAAAUGUCAACCUGCAUCCCUUAGCAGCUGUUCCAGCAGGCCUUGUUCCCAAAGAACAGCUUGAGUUGAGCAUCCAGCAGGCUGGCCUCUUAACAGCCAAUUCUGUGCCAGGGAUAUGGUACUAGUUGUUUAAUCUUCAUUUCUGGCAGACGCUCUUUGCCUUUAAAUUGGAAAGGCAUGUUGUCCCUCCUACCCUCCACCCAGCCCCAGAAUAAUAGAAUUCAUUCCUUUAAUCUUUCCUCCAGUCUUAUAAAGAUAAUGCUCAUAAUGGUGUAUCUACUUCUUCCAGGACAUGGUUUAAGGGCUAUCCCUUGACCUGUGUAGAUUCAGAACCCAAAGCAGAAAAUCGCUGUUGUAGUGAACACAAGCAGCCAGUUUGCAGUCAGCAAGGUCCCGCGAGCAGCAAACUGAUAAACACUCUAGGAAUGCUGGACAUUGGCCAAGGCAGCAGGAAGAAUUCUCCUGCUUUUCUCUGCAGGAUCUUUUACUCCGUCAAAAAAAUAAGCUGCUCAACUCUAAAGUUUCACCUGAAACAACAGUAAGGCUAUUGCCCAUCAAUGAAAGCCCUCAAUUCCUUAGUUUGCAUCCAUCCUCUGCAAAAUUCUCUUCCCUGCAUCCAGUCUGGGCUAUGAAAUAAUUUAUCUAUUUUUCUGGACUAACAUCCUGGCCUGUUUCUAUUGCCUGCUUUUCCAUCAUAGAACAUACACCACAGGAACAUGCCUAUAGGUCCACAAUGUCUGCGUGCAACAUAAUGCCGAGAUAAACUAAUUUAAUCUGCUUA
Molecule: messenger RNA, 6174 nt
Organism: Amblyraja radiata (thorny skate)
Lineage: Eukaryota; Metazoa; Chordata; Chondrichthyes; Rajiformes; Rajidae
Gene: smpd3
Product: sphingomyelin phosphodiesterase 3
Exons: 8
Coding region: 924-2900 (658 amino acids)
Biological process (GO): sphingomyelin metabolic process
Cellular component (GO): extracellular region; cytoplasm
Molecular function (GO): sphingomyelin phosphodiesterase activity
Source: RefSeq, a predicted model, not a curated record